Messenger RNA from Microthlaspi erraticum, 549 nucleotides. NCBI's taxonomy places the organism in Eukaryota, Viridiplantae, Streptophyta, Magnoliopsida, Brassicales, Brassicaceae. The record is from the annotation of a GenBank genome assembly.
AUGUUGACUGAGCAAUGCGGAGCCGUUUACAUCUGCCGGUGGUCAGGCAAGCGGCAACAGUACUCUGCCUCAGAAAGGGAAUUCAGCAUAGUGACUGGUCACACCGUUACUAACAAAUUAUUCUUGGAGAUUGCGAAGAAACAAGAAUGGGUCGGCACUGAGCACAUGGAGGUUAUAAUGACAAUGUUGUGGCGUCGCCGAGGAGAGGUAUUGGUGAAAGACCGAGCAGUAUUCGUAGAGAGUGCCUUCACUUCACUUGUGGCUUCAAUGUACCCUGUAUUUAAGAUAUGCGAUGACAAAAGUGCGUUCGACUGGGGAAACAACGUUCGGAGCUUUGUUUCGGACAUUCCCGGAAGUUAUGUGGAAGUACUUGACCCGUACGUCGACUACAACCAUAAAGAAGCUGUGGUCGAAGCGUACAUGGAACCGGUCGUUCAGUCAAUGCCUUGGAUACUGAAGCGGGUGGGCGAGGACCGGUGGUUUCGUGAGAAAUACGCUAUGGACUGCUACGAGGAGUUCGUGGGGAAAGCAAACGUAGCAAACAAAUGA